AUGGUGGAGUAUGGUAUAUUGGCUGGUUCGAUGUUGGCUGCACAUUGGCACGCGAUGCAGCUUUGUGGCUGUCGAGAGACGUGUCACGACGGAUCGGCGACUGUCGCGCAGAUGGAGCCUAGGCCGAGAGGACAGACGCUAAGAUAUGUCAAAGGAUAUCCUAUAGCGGAGGACGCGCAGACCUUCGACCCGCUGAAUCGCACAACCAAGUGGAAUGGCCGUGUCCAAGAUGUGGGCCCUAUACCGCCUUUCGCGUUGCACGAGGCUGUUCAGGGGUCCGCAUUGCAGAGGGAAGCCCAAGGGGGCCCCCGGGAAUCGGCAGGCAGCGGCAGCGGCACCGUUGCCGCCAUGGCCGGCAUCGGCGGACCGCCCGCCAGGGUGCCUAACUGGAUCACAUACGACAGAAAGGUCCUGGGUUUCGGAGCUUACUUUCAGGAGGACGUGCCGUACAGCGCCCUGGAGUCAUGGCGCAUACGGAGAGUGACUGUCAAGUAUUACCUUGAGAACGACCAGGUGGAAAUUGUGGAGGUGCGGGAGCCCAACAGUGGCUUGCCGCAGGGAAUUCUGCUCAAGCGGCAUAGCGCGGUCAAGGGCGACGGCUCCCCGUUGCGCUGGCCGGAUCUACGUGUGGGAGGUCAGCUCGUGCUGUACCGCCGUACGUACCACCUCGUCUCCGCGGAUGCGGCCACUCGGACAUUUUACAGCGAGCAUGGCCAGGACCAGCAGCCUGAUGAGGCCUAUCCGGAGGGACCGUAUGAUCAGCACCGGAAGGACGUGCCAAGGCAGCUGGCAGCGUCCCCACGCGGUGCAGCGGCCCUCUUCCGGCAGAUGCGAAAGGGCGGCAGGCCGUCUGCCGAGGAGGAGGAACGCGACGGUGCGGUGUUGCGUUUCCUGGCGGCGUGGGACACCACAGGGCACCUGUUUGGCGGCGUGCUGGCCUUCGCGCUGACCUACCACGUAGCCGACGGCACAAUUGAAGUGCGUGAGGUCAACCGGCGCAACAGCGGUCGAGACCCCUUCCCGCUGCUGCUUCGGCGCAGCCGGCUGCCCAAGGUCGUCCCGCCAGUGCACGGGCGGCCCAUGUCCCCGGAAACCCGGCGGCAACUAGCCAUCACCUAUUACGACUGGCGGGACCUGCACCUGGGCGCAACCGUCAACGUGUACGGCAGGAAAAUGAUGCUGUACGACUGUGACGACGGGACGCUGACGUGGCUGAAGAAGUAUGUGCCAGGUCUGAAGCCUGAGCAGCUCACAGCCAUUCCGGUGGACUUGGACCCCUUCGGUCCCAAGCGCCCUCCCCUGCACAUCCCGCCCAACCUUUCCGGUAUCGGCAGCGAGGAGGACUCCUUGCAGAACGUGUUGAGACUGGUGCCGCGACCCGUGGGUCGAUGCUCCUACGAUGAUUAUGUGGCCAAGUGCGACAAGGUGUUGCGGUUUUCGGCGGUGAUGGUGCCGCUGGGGCCUGGGCGGCCGCUGGUGGGUCCCCAUGAUGCCGAGCGCAGUUUCAUCGUGUCGCUCUACCCGGUGGACGGCACCCUGUCCAUAUUCGAGCCCCGACAGGUCAACAGCGGAAUGGAACAGGGGACGUUUCUGGAGCGAACUCGGGUACCCAACCCGGCCAAUGGGGGCCAGCCAUACACCGAGACGGACAUGCAGGUCGGCUGCGUGUUGGAGGUGUACGGCAGGGGCUUCCAACUCCUAGAAGCGGACACUGUUACUUUAGAGUACAUGGAGGACCAGAGCUACCGCUUCCCCUGGGCAGAUUACGAAAAGGUCUUCUCCAAGCUCACCACCUGGCUCGCCCUCUACCCUGAUGAGCUUCCCGACCAACUUCGCACCAAACUGAUCGCAGCGGACGCCAACGGCUCGGGCUACAUUACCAAGUACCAGUUGUACGACCUCCUGACGUCAUUAGGCGCCGACCUGGCGCCGCAUGAGGUCGUUACACUUGUACGACAGUUGGGCGCCGACCGACAGGGGCUGCUUGUCGAGCAGCUGUUGGCUGCGCUGAGGAGAGUGGCCUGGGGACCAUUGGAUCAAGUCGCCAUCGUCGGCGGCAGCAGUGGAGUCUCCAAGGCCGCCGUCGCCGCGGCAACAGCGCCGCCGUACUCCUGUCUGGGUCCUACGCCGGGGCACCCGCGCGUCGACGUCGCACCCAUGCCUUCCAACCCAAACGCAUAUCGAGGGCAGUACGGUAACUUCAGUAAGGCGGGUAUGAGCGGAGGGCUGUGCGGCAAGCAUGGUUAUGCCGGCGCCGAGGGCACACCACCCGGUGACAUCGACAUCGACGACCGGCGGCGCCUACGUGACACACCGGAGAAGCCGAAGGGCGGCUGGGGGGGACCUCAGGAUGCGGCAGCCAGCAAAUUGAGAAUGGCGGCGGCGACUGCACCGCCACUGGACACGCCAUCGAUGGUGAUAACCCCUAGUGGGUACGGCAGUGCUGGCACCAAGCCGGCCUGGGCCACCAGGGGCUCCAGUUUCCUGACCGCGACGGGCAUCAAGCAGCCCGCUUCGCUGUGGCAAACGACGAACAUGGCAUUCGGCGGGGUUGGGCACGCUGCGUCAUUCCAGAGGCGAUGA
This is a messenger RNA of Volvox carteri f. nagariensis, 2583 nucleotides long. RefSeq lists its product as uncharacterized. Gene Ontology annotation, biological process: mitotic cytokinesis; mitotic spindle organization; cilium-dependent cell motility. The coding region runs from base 1 to 2583 and encodes 860 amino acids. Gene Ontology annotation, molecular function: alpha-tubulin binding; calcium ion binding. Gene Ontology annotation, cellular component: axoneme; mitotic spindle. The record is from RefSeq and is a predicted model, not a curated record. The transcript has 15 exons. Lineage: Eukaryota; Viridiplantae; Chlorophyta; Chlorophyceae; Chlamydomonadales; Volvocaceae.